AUGUCUUUUGCUUCAGUGUCGAGGUUUGGGUUCUUCGCAACUCUGUUGCUCGCAGUAGCUGAGCCGUUUGCUCAGGCACGUCGCAUACCAGAGCUCCAGUUAAGGUUCUUGAAUGGUUCAACACAAGUGAAACCUUCGUAUGAUUAUGUGAUCAUCGGAGCAGGAACGGCCGGUCUGGCAGUAGCAGAUUGUUUAACAGCGGAUGGGAAAACUACCGUCUUGGUCAUUGAAAAUGGUAAAGUAGUCGACCCUCCUAGAAUUACCCAGGGUUUCUCUGGUACUGCUGCCAUGGGCCCGACUUGGUCGUGCCAGAUCAACUCGGUCCCUCAAGUCAACCUACAGAACCGGAGCACAGCGGUUAUAGCUGGAAACCUAGUUGGCGGCAGCUCGGCGAUUAAUGCAAUGAUGACCGUUCGAGGGACAUCAGAAGACUACGACCGAUGGAGUAGUUUCUUCAGUAAUAGUUCUACUUGGUCUUGGAAUGGCCUCCUGCCUUACCUGAAGAAGGGUCUUACUUUUGUACCCCCUGACAGUGGUGCAGGUAGGGCAGGUGUUAAAAGGUCAUACGCUAGGACUGGACAUUACGAUGGGAUUAAUGGAACAAAUUAUGAUGUUGUUACCCAAUCUCAUGUGACGAAAAUUCUUCUUGAAGAGGGGUCCGCCACGGGAGUUGUUUUUCAACAAAAGAAUGGCAAUACUACCAUCCUCACCACAGUCAAGGCCAACGGUGAGGUUAUCAUUUCUGCGGGCGCAAUCCACUCUCCCCAACUAUUACGGCGCAGCAAGAUCAAGCCUCAGAAGCUUCUGGAGUCAGCCGGCCUAAAUACGACUGUUGACCUACCGGGCGUCGGCCAAAACUUCCAGGAUCAUCCAAUGCCUCUUAUGAGCAUUGUCCUCCGGAACUUUACGACUCACCCAAGCCCAUUGGAUAUGUUUGGUGGAAACAAGAAUGUCACUGACUGGGCACAGGAGCUGUGGAGAGCCAACAAGACGGCAUGGCUAGGCAUACCUCUACCCCCGGACACGGACCCAACAGUUGCUGCUGGAUAUAGCGCGCAAAUGAAGAAGAUGACGGCGUCAAUCCGUUCCUCAAACACGGCUUUCUACAACCACGUCCUAACUGGAGCCGGAUCCUCGGGCACAUUGGUAGAUUUGCAUCCACUCAGUCGCGGCACAGUGAACAUCGACACCACAGACCCAUUCAACACAGAACCUAUAGUUGACCACAGGGCCCUUACCAAUCCUGUCGAUCUCGACAUCAUGAUCGAGAUGCUCCGGUUCACCAAGCGGUAUUUCUUUUGGAAAAUACUAAAGGAGCUUUCCCCCAGGCAAGUACAACCACCCGAUUAUGUUAACGAGCCCGAAGAUCUGGCCGGCUUCUUGGCGCAGAACCUUAGUCCUUCCGAGUUUCAUCCCUCGGGCACUUGCGCUAUGAUGCCAAGAGAACUUGGAGGCGUGGUCGACGAGAGCCUGAAGGUGCACGGUGUGAAGAAUCUGAGGGUCGUCGAUGCUAGUAUCAUGCUAAGUGUCUAUGCCAUUGCUGAGAAGGCGGUCGACUUCAUCGAGGCUGAUUCGCAACUUGAGUGA
Daldinia decipiens is the source of this 1587-nucleotide messenger RNA. Its product is annotated as putative GMC oxidoreductase. Gene Ontology annotation, biological process: secondary metabolite biosynthetic process. Gene Ontology annotation, molecular function: oxidoreductase activity, acting on CH-OH group of donors; flavin adenine dinucleotide binding. NCBI's taxonomy places the organism in Eukaryota, Fungi, Ascomycota, Sordariomycetes, Xylariales, Hypoxylaceae. The transcript is spliced from 12 exons. The coding region runs from base 1 to 1587 and encodes 528 amino acids. The record is from RefSeq and is a predicted model, not a curated record.